CCUUCUAUAGACACUAUGAAGAUGGUCCAAUGCGCAGGGUGUUAUCGUCCAAUCUUAGACCGGUUCUUACUGAACGUCCUGGACCGAUCUUGGCACACUAACUGUGUCCGAUGCUGCGAAUGUGGAUGUAAUCUGACAGAGAAGUGUUUUUCCCGAGACGGCAAACUGUACUGCAGGAACGAUUUCUUCAGGCGGUUCGGAACCAAGUGCGCUGGUUGUAGUCAGGGGAUAUCCCCCACAGAUCUUGUCCGAAGAGCUCGCAACAAGGUCUUUCAUCUGAAAUGUUUCAUUUGUACAGUCUGUCGAAAACAGCUCUCAACGGGGGAGCAGCUGUACAUCCUGGACGAGAAGUGUUUCAUUUGCAAGGAGGAUUAUCUGACCAGCCGCCAUAAUCAAACUUUGACCCCCCGAACUCCGCCAGAUCGCGAAGAGAUCGAAGAUACGAACGACAGCCGUGCCGAUCCUGAUCAUAUCCUCACACACGAAGAUGUGAGAGAUCCCAGCUGGGAACGGAAGCCUAAUGUAAUAUUAAAUGGUUACGAUCUUUCCGACAACACUGGAUCCCUUGCCGACAAUGAAUUGACCGGAACCUUGGGAAACACUCACAAUUCUAAUUCUGGUUCCACCAUGUGUCCUGCCAAAAAUAACAAUAAAAACAGCAAAAUGAGUGGGAGUGAAAGCAGCCCGAACAGUGCCAACAAUUACAUCUCACAGAAUCAACAAAAUGAUGAGAAUACACCGGGAGCUAAAAGACGGGGUCCUCGAACCACCAUCAAAGCCAAACAGUUAGAAACUUUAAAGGCUGCCUUUGCGGCUACGCCGAAACCCACACGUCACAUCCGGGAGCAGCUAGCACAGGAAACAGGUCUGAACAUGCGUGUGAUACAGGUCUGGUUCCAGAAUCGUAGGUCGAAGGAAAGGAGAAUGAAGCAACUGAGCACUCUCGGAGCUCGCCGUCACUUCUUCAGAAAUCCUCGGCGGGCCAUGCGGCAGCUACGACCAGGAAUGUCUCCCGACGGACUUGACGAUAGUCCCGAUAUGGUCCUAGGGCCCAACGCUGGCUACAGUUAUUUUUCCG
Molecule: messenger RNA, 1078 nt
Organism: Limulus polyphemus (Atlantic horseshoe crab)
Lineage: Eukaryota; Metazoa; Arthropoda; Merostomata; Xiphosura; Limulidae
Product: LIM/homeobox protein Lhx1-like
Exons: 4
Biological process (GO): regulation of transcription by RNA polymerase II; neuron differentiation
Cellular component (GO): nucleus
Molecular function (GO): DNA-binding transcription factor activity, RNA polymerase II-specific; RNA polymerase II transcription regulatory region sequence-specific DNA binding
Source: RefSeq, a predicted model, not a curated record